AUGAUACUUUCUGUCUACUUCUAUUUGUUUUUGCUGAAUGUUUGUCGAUUAGAUUGCUUUGUCGCAGUCGCCUUGCUCAAUGAUAGCCAUGGAGACACUCUUGUAUCAGCUGGUGAGAGAUUUUGUUACAACGAUCCAUCACCUGGAUACUUCACUUUUCAGAUGGAUCAAGAAGAAGACAUUCAUGGACUCAUCUGCGUACAAGAAGAUCCUAAUGAUCGUCCUGCAAUUUCAAAUGUUGUUUUCAUGCUUGGGAGCAGCGAUAUAGCCACUCUUCCGAAUCCGAAACAACCGGCUUUUAUCCUUAGACUUUGCCCUUCAUCAAGCAAAGCUUCUUCAUCUACCAAACCAGACACUUGCUCCCAAAAUGAGCUUACCAUAACUCUUGAAGAUGGAAGAUAA
This is a messenger RNA of Microthlaspi erraticum, 402 nucleotides long. Lineage: Eukaryota; Viridiplantae; Streptophyta; Magnoliopsida; Brassicales; Brassicaceae. The record is from the annotation of a GenBank genome assembly.